Crotalus tigris (Tiger rattlesnake) is the source of this 3017-nucleotide messenger RNA. RefSeq names its product olfactory receptor 6B1-like. Gene Ontology annotation, cellular component: membrane. The transcript has 3 exons. Gene Ontology annotation, molecular function: G protein-coupled receptor activity; olfactory receptor activity. The coding region runs from base 219 to 1247 and encodes 342 amino acids. Gene Ontology annotation, biological process: G protein-coupled receptor signaling pathway. The record is from RefSeq and is a predicted model, not a curated record. Lineage: Eukaryota; Metazoa; Chordata; Lepidosauria; Squamata; Viperidae.
AGUACCCAGCUAAUACAGUAGGAGAUUAGAACCUAGUAAUUAAAGGAAUUUGUUGUUAAUACAAAGAGAAAAGCUACAUUUAAAAGAAUAACAGAAUAACCAAGUUGGAAGGGACCUUGGAAAUCUUCUAGUCUUACCACUUACUCAGGCAGGAAUUAAUCUGUUUUAGAAGGCUUUAAGACCAACUAAAACAGAAGUUUGGAUUUGAUAAGAUACAAAUGUACAUCUUUGGGAUGAAAUAUGAAUGGAACAUGACAGAGAUCUUACCUAGGAAUAUAAACAGUUCAGAGAAUCAUCUUACUUUUCACCAGCAAGGAAAAAAUCAAUCAACUCCUACUGAAUUUAUUCUUCUGGGAUUUGGCAAUCUUCUUGAACUGAGAAUACUCCUCUCCAUAUUAUUUCUUCCUAUUUAUACUUUCUCCAUUGCUGGUAAUCUCCUAAUUGUUUCACUGGUUAUGGUUGACCAGCAUCUUCACACCCCCAUGUAUUUCUUCCUCGUUAAUUUGUCUUGUUUGGAGAUCUAUUAUAUUUCUACCAUUCUACCAAAGAUGCUGGCUAGUUUUGUAACUGGAGAUCGAUCUAUAUCUGUCUUUGGAUGCAUUGUACAGUAUUUUUUCUUUGGGGUUUUUGUAGCCACUGAAUGCUACCUUUUAGCAAUGAUGUGUUAUGAUCGAUAUUUAGCAAUAUGCAAACCACUGCAUUAUACCACACUCAUGAAUAGUAGACUCUGCCUCCAAUUGGCCCUCACAUCUUGGAUGAGUGGCCUUUUGACCAACACUAUCAUAACCUACUUUCUGCUGAAACUUACCUUCUGUGGGCCCAAUGAAAUUGAUCAUUUCUUUUGUGAUAUAUAUCCAGUAGCAAACAUUUCAUGUAGCAAUACACACUUAGUAAAGCUUGCUACAUCUAUUUUAUGCAUAAUUGGAACAGGGCUUCCUUUUCUCUUUACAUUGGCCUCAUACAUCUGUAUUCUUCAUACUGUUUUACAAAUUAAAUCUAAAAUUGCCCAACAGAAAGCCUUUUCCAGAUGUUCGUCCCACCUCAUUGUAGUGACAAUUUUCUAUGGUUCUGUAUUCCUUGUCUAUGUAGUUCCAGAGACUAAAACACUAAGGGAACUACACAAAAUAUUUUCUAUAUUAUAUACUAUCUUAACUCCUAUGCUCAACCCUCUAAUCUAUAGUUUGAGAAACAGAGAGGUGAAGGAAGCUCUCUUCAAAGCCAUCAGAAAAUACAGCAACAUUUCAUAAUCUCGUAAUGCUUUAAAUUUUUUUAAUGGCAGAUCAGGAUAUUCUGAAAUUAUUCUUUUCUGCUUUCUAAAUAAAAUAAUUUGAUCCACAUCAGUCCUUCAUUGAUGACCAGAUUACCUCUCAAUAUGUUUCUAUACAUGUGUGUGCAAAUAUGUAUUUCAAUAAUGGUGAUAUUUUAGAUAUUUUCUGCUUUAAAUUUGUAUUUUACCCCAGAAAUGUAACAAUACAUUUACAGAAUAGUAUGAAUCAGAAAUGUAUGUUUUCAUUCUUUGUUAGCAAGAAAUUAUUGACAGGUUUUUUAAAAUCAUCCAAUGUUAGUGUUAGAGUCAGGCAGUAAAUGAAUGGCCUUCAGUCUGUAUGUGUGGGGGAAAAUAAAGAACUAUCUUCUUCUCUCUGUCUCCUUCCCCCCCCCCAACCACCCUACUCUUUCCUUUGUUUUUGACGAAUUGUAUCUACUCUAUGUUCCCUGAUACACACAUAUGUAAAAAUUCAUAUAGUAAACAUACAGUAUAGUGGAUUUCCAUAACUUCCUACCCUCAAGGUAACUUUGUCAUCCCUGACUAUUGCCUGACUGUUAUGGAAGAAACAAUUCAGCACAUCUUAGGAACAUUUCUGCAAUCACAGAUAGUAAGAAGGAUUUAAUAGUAGAAUCAACUGUCCACAAAAAUUGGAUUAGUUCUUCUUAAUUGGAUAUGUUCUGCUGAAGCUGAGAGAGGCAACUAACUGGAUAUAUUUUGAAUACCUGUAUCAAUGGCAUAAAUGCUUUCUUCCAACUCUCUGCUUUUUCUCCCUAUCCAUUUGUUUUCUUAAUGACUCUGAAUUGCACUCAUCACUUCACAUUAUUUGGUUUAGGGUUAUACCAUUUUUCCCAAAGAUAAGAUUUUCUCUGAAAAUAAGCCCCAGUACAAGUGUGCCCAAUAUAAGCCCUACCCCCAAAAUAAGUCCUACUUAAGACCCCACCCACUACAUCGCACCUGGUUGCACAAAGCGCAUGGGUGAGGUACAUGGGUAAAAAUCAAGCUAGGGUGGGAAUGGGGGGCUGGAGCUGCCCCAUGUAUCCUAUAACUGCUUACCUUAGGACAUUUGCAGCCAGGCCUCCCAUGCCCUGACAUCUGCCUCGCCUUGCCAGCCUUCUUCUUCUCUGGUCACUCAUCACCACUCGUGCACGUCAGCCCCGGCCUCCAUUUUGCCAUCUGGGGCCUUCUGGAAAGGCCUCUGCAGCUGACAAAUGAGCUGUGGAUUGAUGCACAUGGUUUCCCCUGGCCUCCUUUUUGCUCGUUUCUCGGCACCAGAGGCCUGUGAUGGUUAAAUGGAGGCCAGGGGUGACACACAUGCAGAAUUGGCAGUGAGCAGCCACAGAAGAAGAGGGCCAGUGAGGAGAGGCAGAUGUUGGGGCAUGGAAUGCCUGGCUGCAGCAGUCCUAAGGUAAACAGGUAAGACAUCCCCUGAAAAUAAGACCUGGUGCCUUUUUUGGAGGUAAAAAUAAUAUAAGACUGGGUCUUAUUUUUGGGAAAACAUGGUAGAAUCUGCUCAGUCUUCAACUCUACUUCAUUAUUCCCCCCCCUCAAUAGUUCAUAAACUAAUAUAUUCCAACACACUGUCUAAUGUGCAGACACUUCAGCUUGUCCUAUUUUUAUUAUUUUAGCAUGAGAGAGGUGACCAAGAUAUAUUGACAUAUGACAAUAGAUACAAACUUGAAUGUUUUAUUUGAGGCUAUAGAAGUAGCAGCAUAAAACUCAAGCCAAUAAAAGCCACCAAACUCAGGUUUAU